This is a messenger RNA of Phragmites australis (common reed), 1207 nucleotides long. Its product is annotated as uracil phosphoribosyltransferase. Gene Ontology annotation, biological process: uracil salvage. NCBI's taxonomy places the organism in Eukaryota, Viridiplantae, Streptophyta, Magnoliopsida, Poales, Poaceae. Bases 88 to 975 code for a protein of 295 amino acids. The transcript is spliced from 11 exons. The record is from RefSeq and is a predicted model, not a curated record. Gene Ontology annotation, molecular function: uracil phosphoribosyltransferase activity.
AACCGCGCGGACCCACCGUAUCCCACCUCACCCCCCUCCUCACUGCUCUCGCUUUCGCUCGCAUCCGCACCUCGCCCCGCCCUCACGAUGCCGUCGCCCGCCACGGCCGGGGCCGCGGCCGCGUCGGCGCCUCUCCACCUCCGCGCGUGCGAGCGGCGCCGCCUCUCUCCGUCCUCCUGCUUCCUCCCCACCCGCGCGCUCCUCAAUUCCGCGCGCCUAACCGCCCCAGUUCCGGCGACGCUGCCCGUCCACGCGCUGAGGCUGUCCCCGACUGCGGCGAGGGCGGCGGGCCCCGACGCCGCCACUGGAGCGAGGUCGCCCGCAUCCGGCGGCCAGAUGCUGGUGUUCGUCCCGCCGCAUCCGCUGAUAAAGCACUGGGUUUCCGUGCUGCGCAACGAGCAGACGCCCUGUGCCAUCUUCAAGAGUGCCAUGGCAGAGCUUGGUCGGCUGCUCAUAUACGAAGCCUCCAGAGACUGGUUGCCUACAAUCACCGGAGAGAUCGAAACACCUGUAGCUGUAGCCAGUGUUGAAUUCAUUGAUCCAAGAGAGCCUGUUAUGGUUAUUCCAAUACUGAGAGCUGGUCUUGCACUAGCUGAAAAUGCUUCAUCAGUUCUGCCAGCCACCAAGACUUAUCACCUUGGCCUUCGUAGGGAUGAAGAAACACUUCAACCUUCCGUAUAUCUGAACAACCUGCCAGACAAGAUUCCAGAGGGGACUCGUGUGCUAGUUGUUGAUCCAAUGCUGGCCACUGGUGGGACGAUUGUUGCUGCUAUUGACUUGUUAAUCGAACGUGGAGUUACCAGCAAGAAUAUUAAAGUUGUAUCUGCUGUUGCAGCACCACCUGCACUGCAAAAGCUCAGCAACAAGUUUCCUGGGCUCCAUGUGUACACGGGAAUAAUUGAUCCUGAAGUAAAUGAGAAAGGUUUCAUAGUUCCAGGGUUGGGGGACGCUGGCGACAGAAGUUUCGCCACUUAAUCAGACUGCUCAAUUUGACUGGGCCAAUGUUCCUCCAGCGAGAAUCCUUGCUUGGGGUUGAUAAAAACGGAGCAGUUGUGAGUAAAAGAGGUGUUACAUACUUGUAGAUUGCCUUCAUUCGAGAUUUUGUUCCUUCUCAGUGAUUGAAUAUGAUAUAAGACUAGUUCAGAUCUCUGUCUCUCCCCCCUUAAAAACAAGAUGAUUUUCAGGAAAUGUAUUUGAUGUUGAAAGA